GAACCUGUUUUUAAAUGCCGCUCCCUCUCCCUCGGAGCCCAGCCCUUUCGCACACGUUGAACCAUAGUUCAAUCGUUUGCUGAUUUGUCUCUCGGGUACCAUUCUAAAACUGGGUUAAAGGGUACAGCUUUGCAACUUUGAACGCUCGAGAUGUUAUGGUUGCGCCAAAGAGCGCAACGUGGCACGGACAGCGUAAGAUCAGAUCUUUAUCCACGAACCAAUAACUUUACGCAUUCAUUAUGGUGCUAUAAAAUGAGAUCAGACUGUCACAACUUUGAGAAAAAAGUGAGCGUGAGCCAGGGGCCAGCGUGUGAGCGCGUGUUGUGUGUGAGGUGUGCGCGUGUGUGUGUGUUCAUGUUGUGGGAGAGGAGAGGACAGUCAGAUGCGUAAUUUCCCCGGUGCCCCGAUGCGCUCAUUGGUCGCGUCUCUCCAACGUGUCACCAGUUUUGGUGGAUUACCCCAGAUAUCUGCAGCAUCAGGAGGGUGAGACGCCACUCUGCCUUUCCAGCUUCUGCUCUCUCUGCGUCACAGCUGCCAGCAAGAACCACUCACAGAGUUGGGUGGAAAGAAGCACUCAGAGUAGAAGCUUUAAAAGACUUUUAUUUGUCAACUUACCCCAGCUCCAGAAAUGCAAACCUUUACUUCACACUGGAGGAUGACGCCGUCUUUUUCACUUUUGUCACUGCUUUUACUGACAACUUUGCCGCUGAAGAGUCUGUGGGUGAGCGGCUCCCCAGCCUGCGCGUCCUGUGGGUUGCCGGCGAUGGAGAAAGACGCGGAGCAGACGCUGAUGAUAGAGAUCGCCAAACAGCAACUUUUGGACAAGUUGCACUUGAAAGAAAGGCCAAACAUCACUCAGACGGUGCCCCGAGCGGCACUUCUCACUGCGCUGCGCAAGCUGCACUCGGGGCGCGUCAGACAGGAUGGGACCCUUGAACUAGAAAACAGUUUACCAACCAAAGACCAAGGCUAUGAAAUAGUGAGCUUUGCAGAUAUAAAUGAUUCAGACAGCGGUGACAAGGCCAGCCUUAGCCUUACCUUUCAGUUUCUGCAGGAACGUGGCAAGAGCAUCCAGGUCCUCCAGUCCUCUUUGUGGAUCUAUGCCCAGACCUCCGAGGAUCCUCAGCGGAGCUCCCGUCUCCUCGCCCGGGUCUUCCUCACAGCAGACGAAGGGAUUUCAGACUCAAACCGGACCCUGGUGAUAGAAAAGAUGUUGGAGGUCAAGGACAGUAACUGGCACACUUUCCCCAUCACCCGCACGCUGCAGACCUUCUUGGACGGAGGUCAGCGGCGGCUCCGGCUCGAGGUCAGCUGCGAAGAAGACGGAAGGAACCUUUGCUCCUUAGGCGGCUCGGCUGACAAAGCAAACCAGCCCUUCAUGGUGGCCCAGGUGCGACUGCGUGAAGACCACUCCAAGCACUCGAUCAGGAAGCGCUCUCUGCGCUGUGGCGACGAGGUGACGGUCUGCUGCAAGAGAGACUUCUACAUCAAGUUCAAGGAUAUCCAGUGGGAUGAGUGGAUCAUUGCGCCUGAAGGCUACCACAUGAACUACUGCAUGGGUCAGUGCCCCCAACACCUGGCUGGCUCCCCCGGCAUAGCAUCCUCAUUCCACGCCACAGUCUUCAGCCAGCUUAAAGUCAACGGCAUCAACACAGCCACGGCCUCAUGCUGCAUUCCCACUGAGCGCCGGCCACUGUCCAUGGUCUACUUCAACUCCCAGCACAGCAUCGUCAAAACAGACGUCCCCGACAUGAUAGUGGAGGCCUGCGGAUGCACAUAAAACAACAACAUUUAAGGCACUCUGUAAUAAACAGAUUUAACAGACUGAAUAAUUGAAGAGGUAUGCUUGCUUUGGACAACUUACAGUAGCAUUAGUUUUUGUUUUUUUUACAUGCAGCUAAAAUAGAAAAUAAGAAAUAUCCAAAAUAAACUGAAUGCCUAUAUUGUAACACUUUUAAUGUAAUUUCUAAAAAAAAAGAAACACUGUAUAUAAGUAUUGGUAUUAAUAGUAAUUGUCUAAGAGGUUUUAAGAAACAAAAUGCUUUGUCUCAGUGUUUACAUAGUUUCUAGUUUGUGUUUUAUACAAGGAAAAAUAGAUUUUUCAUUUGUAAAAUUGGAGAGUUGUAAAGAGAUUAUAUUGAUAAGGGGGGAAAUGAUGGUAUACUAAAAGUUUUACUAGUUUUCAGGUCUGAUUUGCAGGCUGACCAGUUAGGCUACUGCAUUCUUUCACAACAUAUUUCUUUAUAGGUUCCUCCUUCACCUCCUUUCGUCCUCUCAGGCCUUUGAAGACGACUUUCUGGUUGUGUUCUUUAAAUCCAGGCACUGAUGCCAAAAUUUGUUCACUGACACAUCAGUUUCAUGAGGCACAGAAAACUAUCAGUCACAUCUAUACCUGAGUUCUAUUUAAAUUCAAGGCAACCAUACAGUGUGUCCCUCUAUUUGGAUUUCUAAAUGGAGUGCCCCAACUUUGAAAAUGUUUUUUUUAAGGAUUUGUAGCAACAAUGUUGCAAUCUACCAACUCUAAAGUACAAUACAUAGAAGCCUAACCUAGCUUUCACUUCUUUCAUGCAAUUAGUUUUGCUAACCUGAAAUAUUUUUUAACCCAUAUUCAACAUAAAAAAAAAAACAUUUAAAGGAUGGCCUAGUAACAUUACAUGAAAAUAUGCUUAAUUUUCACAUUCAUAGAAUCCAAUCAGAACUCCGGGGGUUAGAGCAGGUAAAAUCUGCCCGGAGUCCUGACGGUGGGCAGCCAACGUAGCAUCCUUUUGAAACAUGUUUGAUCAACAUCUUCACUGUAUCAUUUACACAAGCAAUCUAAUCAGUUGGGUGGCUUCGACAGUUUAUGAACCCAAGGUCAUUUUUCGGCAGCAUGAGCAAACAUUUAGCUAUUGCCUCAGUGUCUGCUCAUGUGAAGGUCUGUGAGGCAGGUGGGUCAACGAGCAUGUGCUGAUGCACGUUGGCUUUUAUAGCUUUCAAAGUCUAAAGUUUUCAGGGGUGAUGUCAAUUUAGUUUCUUUCCACCAAUGGGGUAAUCCAGCUCUAUCUGUUUGAGAAAACAUUCAUUGGUUUAUAAAUCUAGAAUUUACGACUGCCAAAUUUUCUUUUGAGAUUGGUACCAUUAUGUUGGUUAUCAAAUCAGAAUACCCAUACUGGGUAAAAUGCAUAGUGUAACAUUAAUCUAAGCUGGAAUAGCUUGAUUUAAAGCAUGAUGAUGAUAAAAUCAUCAGUUAUGGGAUCAGAGUUUGCUUUAUUUUGCAGUUCUCAGAAAAGAAACAAUAACGCAACUUCUCAUAGAAAUCUACAGUCAUUCAUUCUACCGGUAAAAAGCUCACGUUUUGAUUAAUAAAUAAAUAUUUUUAUGAGGUUUGGUAAAGGAUUCUGGGAGAUAUUGCCCAGGCCCUCGUUGACUAUAAGCUUUUUCUCAGUUGCUGAACAUCUCAGUGACCCACUGGGCUCCAUAGAUCAGAGACGCUGGGACAGAAAUGUUUUAUCCCCAGAUAGAUCAGGACAAUUUGGUAUAUAUAUUUUCUGUUGGCCCAGAUGAUGAUGACAAAACCUUAUCUAGCUAAACAUAAUCAUCAUAUCUUUAUAUUUAUGGGACCCACAUUUGUUGUUCUUUUAUUUGUAACCUACCCCGUUUGUUUCUUCUCACGCCUCCUGCCCUGUGAUUUCUUGUGACAUGUCAGUGCCUCUGCCACACAGCUAAGACAAGCACUUUAUCACCCUCACUGUAGUUUAGGUGCAAACUUUGCUAGAGGGUUUUAUUUUUUUUUUGUUUUUUUACUGUACUUACAGCUAAGGUGGGCAUGACCUAAAGUGUAAACAGACCUACAGGGAGCGCAUGUACUUACUUUCAUAAGCUUUAGCGGUGUUCAGAUAUAUUGUGUUGUACAUAUACUUGGAGAAGGUGGAAUGGAUGGAAGCCAUUCUGUGUCUAUUUAAAUAAUCAUUUUAUUUUUAUAUGAUUCUAUAUUUUAUAUAUGACAUCAACAAUUUGUAAUGGAAUUUAGAAUAAAAACUGUUGAGAAUAUUUAAUUAGAGUGGAUGUCUAUUUUUGAAUAAAAUAUAUUAUAAAUUAC
Fundulus heteroclitus (mummichog) is the source of this 4078-nucleotide messenger RNA. Its product is annotated as inhibin beta B chain. Gene Ontology annotation, biological process: BMP signaling pathway; SMAD protein signal transduction. NCBI's taxonomy places the organism in Eukaryota, Metazoa, Chordata, Actinopteri, Cyprinodontiformes, Fundulidae. Gene Ontology annotation, molecular function: cytokine activity; growth factor activity; hormone activity. The coding region runs from base 629 to 1780 and encodes 383 amino acids. Gene Ontology annotation, cellular component: extracellular region. The transcript has 2 exons. The record is from RefSeq and is a predicted model, not a curated record.